Messenger RNA from Phycomyces blakesleeanus NRRL 1555(-), 1224 nucleotides. RefSeq lists its product as hypothetical. The record is from RefSeq and is a predicted model, not a curated record. Gene Ontology annotation, cellular component: cytoplasm. Lineage: Eukaryota; Fungi; Mucoromycota; Mucoromycetes; Mucorales; Phycomycetaceae. Gene Ontology annotation, biological process: signal transduction; protein phosphorylation. Bases 1 to 1224 code for a protein of 407 amino acids. Gene Ontology annotation, molecular function: protein serine/threonine kinase activity; ATP binding; protein serine/threonine/tyrosine kinase activity. The transcript has 7 exons.
AUGAACCACAACGAAACCACAGCAUCAUUCAAUCACUCGGGAAUGUCCACCUCAAACUUUAGUCAUUUUAAGCUUUCAGGCGACUCCAACGACAUUCUUCGGACAGUUCGUGUUCCAGCAAAGGAUGGAAAGACAGGGCUCGAUAUCCAGCUACAAUACACUAACCAGAAAGUAAUUGGUAACGGAUCAUUUGGCGUUGUCUAUCAGGCCAAGCUUGUGCACACUGGAGAGGAUUGUGCUAUUAAGAAGGUCCUGCAGGACAGACGCUUCAAGAAUCGCGAAUUACAAAUCAUGCGAUUAAUGGACCAUCCGAAUGUCUGUGCUCUCAAAGCUUAUUUCUACACUCAAGGAGAUGCAAAGGAUGAGGUGUACUUAAACUUGGUUAUGGAAUAUGUACCUGAAACAGUCCACAGAGUAUCUCGUCACUAUGCCAAGAUUAAGCAACCAGUACCAAUGUUGAUCGUGAAGCUGUACAUGUACCAGCUCUUUCGUUCACUUGCUUACUCACAUACUCUUGGAAUAUGCCACCGCGAUAUCAAACCUCAGAACUUGCUUGUAAAUCCAGUUACUGGUGUUCUGAAGUUAUGUGAUUUUGGAAGUGCAAAGAUCUUGGUUUCAGGCGAACCCAACGUUGCCUAUAUUUGCUCACGCUAUUACCGUGCACCCGAAUUAAUUUUUGGAGCGACGUCUUACAAGACUAGUAUCGAUAUUUGGUCGGCUGGAUGUGUCAUGGGUGAACUACUCCUUGGUCAGCCUUUAUUCCCAGGAGAGAGUGGCAUCGAUCAGUUAGUAGAAAUAAUUAAAGUGCUGGGCACACCGUCGAAAGAACAAAUUGCAACCAUGAACCCUCAUUACACCGAUCACAAAUUCCCUCAAAUCAAGCCCCAUCCCCUCUCAAAGGUCUUCCGUUCAAGGACACCUCCAGAGGCGAUUGAUCUGCUCUCUCGCAUCUUGCAAUAUGAACCCGAGACACGUCUGACAGCCAGUGAAGCUCUUGUACACCCAUUCUUUGACGAACUCCGCAACCCAGACACCAAGAUGGCUACAGGACGAGAAUUGCCAUUGCUUUUCAAUUUUACUCAUGAAGAAUUAUCAGUCCGGCCUGAUCUUAUUCAUUCUCUUGUACCAUCAUACUGCCAAGAAGAAUUGCGUUUUAGAAACAUUGAUGUCCACCAAUUCACCCCAGUCCCGUUAGAAAAGAUGCGUUUGGCAUCACUGGAUUAA